AUGAUGAACCAGGUCGACACGCUCAGUGGCUCGAUCGCGAAGAGGGCGCUGGAGGUGCGCGAGGCCUACAUUGGCGAUGGCGAUGGCAACAUGAACGAGCUGCCCGGCUGGGCAUGGCUGGUCUUCUUCGCCGACUUCCUUGUCUUCUUUCCUGUGUUCCUCUACAUCGGCUACACACUAGCCCAUAUUUACCCGACUCUCGCCAUGAUAGAGGACCCAGAACCGCCACCAUACGAACCAGUUGACCUCAACGAGGACGCUGACUCCAUCGCCGAAGACAACGCACCGCUCAACGACCGGCCCAUGAAGGUCGACCAGGAGCCCGUCCUCGUCACCUCGUCGCUCCGCCGCAUCAACCGCCUCCUGAUAACCACCGCCGGUUGGACCGCCAACUUCCGUGGUCUGCCCUGCGCCUUCGUCCUCUCCGUCGCCUUGGGCUUCUCCAGCCUCGUCUUCAGCGGCAUCCCAUUCGUGCCCCGCUCCGUCGGCGUCCUGCUGGCAACCCUCGUGACCGUCCAGCUGUCAACAGCUUGGACCCAUAUCGUCAUCUCUGCACCAUCGACCUUGCGCUUCUACCAGCGCCUGCCGCCGUUCCGCAAGACCUUCGAGGCUACCGUCGUUCCCAUUGUCGCCCACUGGGCCGCCACCCAGCUGGUCGGCUACCUGCCUAUUUUCCUGUCCUACAUCCUGGGCCUUGCCCGUUGGGACGUCCGCAACCCGACCCAUGUCCCCGAGUACCAGGGCGACGCCGUCUGGAAGUCGCUCCUCAUCGUCAUCAUCGUGGUGGGAGCCAUGGUCUUCCUGGUCAUCCCUACCCAGGUCGUUCUGGUCCGCGUGCAGGCCAGCCUGCUGCCGCCGGACGAGAGCCCCAUCCUCGCAUUCGACAGGUCCUUCGCUGGCAAGGUCGAACCCCCCGUCGUCGGCGGAAAGGGCUACGUCAACUUCAAGGAUGCCUGGAUGACCUUCUCGCGUCAGAGCUGGAUCCGCCUGUACAAGUUGAUAGGCAAGGUCCUCGUCGUCACCUUCAGCGUUUACAUAGUGGUUGUCGCCAUUGUUGUGCCUGAGUUCAUCCUGAUGGUGAAGGCGAGCAAGCCCGUUGAUUCCAACUAG
Molecule: messenger RNA, 1110 nt
Organism: Diaporthe citri
Lineage: Eukaryota; Fungi; Ascomycota; Sordariomycetes; Diaporthales; Diaporthaceae
Exons: 1
Coding region: 1-1110 (369 amino acids)
Source: RefSeq, a predicted model, not a curated record